GGAUACCAUUUUGCAAAGACACGUUCCACGGUGAACACUAGGGCCACCGAGAAAGAAAAAUACACACUCACACACAAAAACAACAAGAAAACACCGUAAGAUUGAGUACAUCCCUUUUCCUUAAAAAAAACCCUUGUUUCCCGAGUGCGAGUUCGGUGUGCAGUGUAAGUGAGUGUAUAUUACGGUAAAGCGUAAUCAACGUGUGCAGUGCGUGUUGCGCGAGUUGAACGUUGAGUGCGAAAAAAAGAGCAGCCCGUAGUAGCCGAACACCGUCUUUCAUGCAACUCGUAGCGUAGAUUUUGCGGACAGUUCUAUAGAGCGAGCUGUGUGUGUGUGUGCGUGCGUGCACGCGUGUGUGUGACCGAGCGCGUUGCUUAGUGUGAACGGGUGAGCGACCUCACCUCCGAGAUAAGCAACAAAACCAGAACAGAAACUCUCCAACUGUGGGUACUAAUACCCAUCAGCAUCUGGAGUCGUUGAACUCCUCAAAAAGAUUCCUCAAAGCCACACGAUCAAAUCCUGUUCUGUUCCCUGCCCAGCAUAGCAGCGGUGUGCGUAGGCGACAUCUGCUACCAUCUAUCAGCCCCUAAACAGCAGCGCGUCAGCGGAAAGGCGCCAUCUGUACAGAAUGCGUAUGCAAGGAACGUGGUUAACGUUGGCGGUGGGUAUCGUGGUGUUGGCGGCGGCAGGUAAUGCACAGACGCGCCGACAACAGCAGCAGCAGCGUCUCCGACAGCGCGUUCUAGCCGCACCAUCCAGUGCCGAGUAUGUGGACAGUUCGGAGGACGGCCAGCAGCAGGACAACCGUCCCCAGGCCCAGCAGUACUAUGCCCGGGCACAGGAGCGGCUUGGCGAUGUGGUGUUGGUAGCGUCGUCGGACGAAGAUUACGGUGGUGGUCAGUACGGUGCGCCGGUAGCAGCUGCCCGUCCUCGUGCCGACACGCAGUAUCAGCGACCGGUGGCCAAGAGCACGACGGCAGCACCGGUGGCAGCACGCCAGAAGGCGCCUGCCAGCGAGUCCCGUGCACCGCCGGUACAGACGAUCCGCAACUACAGCAAGGUGAACGAUGACGGUUCGUUUACGUUCGGCUAUGAGGCGGCCGAUGGAUCGUUCAAGGAGGAAACGCGUGGAACGGACUGCGUGGUACGCGGAAAGUAUGGUUACAUCGAUCCGGACGGUAACAAGCGUGAGUUCACGUACGUGUCCGGCAAUCCGUGCGAUCCGAACAAUCCGGACGGUAGCGAGGAGGAGGAGAACGAUCGUUCCGAGGGUGGCCAGGAUGAUUCGAACGAAAAUGUGCCUCAGAACUACCCGGUACGUCGUCCGGUAGCUAUUGCACGUCCUACGCCCGCUGCCGCACCUGCCCGCCACCACUCGACGCCUGCCCCUGCAGCACGUCCAACGACCACCGUGUUCCAGAACGAUUAUCAGGAUCGCCGUCAGCAAGAAUCGGCCGCCGAUGCGGAGGAGGAGGUACAGAUCGGACAGCGUGGAUCAGCCCGACCGGCUGCCCGCCCGUUCGCCGGGUCCGUCACCACGACGCAGCGGCCGCGUGUGCAGAUCGUAAGCACCACACCGAACCCAACACCAACGAUCUUCCACAGUCCGGCACCUCAGCAACCGCAAACCGUGCUCCCGGUGAACAUUACGCCCAAACCCGUGUACCGUGUGUCACCGCUGCCAACACAGCCUACGCUCGCUCCUACCACCUACCGACCAACCUCACCCAGCACCCGCGGCCCUUCGAUCGACUUCGAGGCCGAAUUCAAACGCUUCCAGGCCGACAACAAGCUGCCGAGCCCGUCGACCCCGUCCGCACCGAGCACCGCGCCCAAACCGACCGGCUCGCCCUUCGGCCGGCCCGGAUCGCCCCAGCUAGCCGCCGGUAAUCCGAUCUACCAGUCGCAGCUUAUCUUCGAUCCUGCCUCGGGACAGUACGAUACCGCACUCUACCAGCAGCUGCCCCAGAGCGACGGUGACUUCCAGCUGAACCACCGCAUCCAACCGUACGUCGCUGGACCUCAGCAGCAGCAGCAACACCACCAGCAUCCUGGCGCCGGUCAGCUCGUUACGCUCGAGCAGCUCCAGCAACAGUCACCGCUGUACCGCGCCCAGCCCGCCCAACCGGCCCGACCCGUAGGACCGCCCACCGUCCAGAUACCGCAGCAGCUCUACCAGAAGCAGCAGAACGAGCUGCAGUUCAUCAACAGCCAGCAGCUGUUCGCCCAGCAGCUCGAGCUCCAGCAAAGCCAGCUUCGUGCCGAUCGGAUCGAGGCGGCCAAGAAGGUAACGAGCGGUGGACCACCGAUGCACCGUUUCCAGCCCCAGCCCCAGCAACAGCAGCAGUACUACUUCAUCCAGCCGCAGGGCCCACCGCAGGGUGCACCCGGCCAGAUUGAUGCAUUCCUUCGGGGUCAUAACAUCGAUUACUAAGCCCCCCCCGAAACCACUACUUCCAUACUGAUCGGGUGGGUUUAAGUUUUGUGUUUGCUAGUGUGCGUGUGCGUGUUGAGUUUGUUUUUUAAUUAUAAUUUUACUACACAUUAUUUCGUUCCGUUCCACUUCGUGAAGCCAUUCUGAGGUAUUCGUGUUACCUUUUCCAUUUACAUUAUUGCAUGCUAAAUUUAUGUCUUUUAUUUGUUUCAUUUUGUGUUUAUUUAUCGAAUUGUUUCACUCGUGUAUUAGUAUCUAUUUGUACCGCUCUCUAUCUCUUUUCGGCUUUCUGCUCUAUUUUCCCCUUCUUUUGCUAAGCUUCCUCCAUAUUUAUUGUUUCUUUGUUCUUAUCCCUUUUUUAUCCGUUACUUGACUUUUUUUUCUACUUACUAGACUUCUUCUUACUAUCAUCUUCUUUUUCUAUCUUUCAUUCAAUUUCACAUUCGCACACACUACGUUCUACGUCUUCUAAAAGACAUCAGCAAAACCACAAACAAAAACUGUGGUGUUCCAUGACUUCAGGCAAAAACACCCCGUACCCCGUGUUUGCUAAGAGACAUGUACUGUAUAAGACUAUUUUUUAUCUACGAUAUAAGGACACAGUUAAGCCGUGAUGCUUAUGCGUACACUGACACACAGACUGCACUGGCGACAGUCAGCGCGAUGGCGGCGGAAUGCUGCUGCUGGAAGUAAAAAUCAAAUACCUGCACACACACACAUAUACACGCAGAAACGCAGAAUAUUGUAAUAGUGCUCAAAAAGAAAGAAAGAUAUCAAGAAAACCAAGUGAGCAGGGUGAGGACAUUUGUGCACUAAACCGAUGCUGUCUGCGUGAAGUUGUAUAUGUAAGGACGUUUAAAAACUUUAAACAAAAAAUCACGCGACGAAGUAACGAAAUAAAUAAAGGAAAAAUCGUUCGAAACAAAAAAAAAAA
Messenger RNA from Anopheles stephensi (Asian malaria mosquito), 3368 nucleotides. Its product is annotated as RNA polymerase II degradation factor 1-like. NCBI's taxonomy places the organism in Eukaryota, Metazoa, Arthropoda, Insecta, Diptera, Culicidae. The record is from RefSeq and is a predicted model, not a curated record. The coding region runs from base 629 to 2434 and encodes 601 amino acids. The transcript is spliced from 3 exons.